Messenger RNA from Rhineura floridana, 14836 nucleotides. RefSeq names its product cholinergic receptor nicotinic alpha 1 subunit (gene CHRNA1). Lineage: Eukaryota; Metazoa; Chordata; Lepidosauria; Squamata; Rhineuridae. Gene Ontology annotation, cellular component: postsynaptic membrane; neuron projection; synapse. Gene Ontology annotation, biological process: signal transduction; regulation of membrane potential; nervous system process. Gene Ontology annotation, molecular function: acetylcholine-gated monoatomic cation-selective channel activity; transmembrane signaling receptor activity. The record is from RefSeq and is a predicted model, not a curated record. The transcript has 10 exons. Bases 119 to 1510 code for a protein of 463 amino acids.
GCUGUGAAACAAUAACUCUGUGGUCACAUUUCCUAAACACCCUGCUUGGAAACAGCAACACUUUAUUCAGUGUCAGACUCUGAGGAAGUCCCAGUGUUUAUAUACGAGAGGGCAAGAGAUGGAUGUUCGCUGUCUACCAAUUCUUCUGCUUCUUGGACCAGCUGUUUUGGUCCUGAGUUCUGAUCAUGAAACUCGUCUGGUUAAGAAUUUAUUUAAGAAUUAUAACAAAUGUAUUCGUCCAGUAAGCAAUCACCGUGACGCUGUUAAUGUUACUGUUGGACUACAGCUUAUCCAGUUGAUCAAUGUGGAUGAAGUGAAUCAAAUUGUAACGACCAACGUGCGCCUGAAACAGCAAUGGAAUGAUGUCAAUUUGAAAUGGAACCCAGAAGAAUAUGGUAAUGUGAAGCAAAUUCGUGUCCAAUCAAGCAAUCUCUGGCGUCCAGACUUUGUUUUGUACAACAACGCAGAUGGAGAUUUUGCUAUUGUCAAAGAUACCAAAGUACUCUUAGACUAUACAGGUCACAUCACAUGGACGCCUCCAGCCAUCUUUAAAAGCUACUGUGAAAUUAUAGUCACCCACUUUCCAUUUGAUGAGCAGAACUGCAGUAUGAAGUUGGGCACGUGGACCUAUGAUGGCUCAGUGGUUGCCAUCUACCCGGAAAGUGACUAUCCAGAUAUGAAUAACUUCAUGGAGGGUGGAGAGUGGGUGAUGAAAGAGUGCCGGGGCUGGAAGCACUGCGUUGACUAUGACUGCUGCCCCAACACUCCCUACUUGGACAUUACCUAUCACUUUGUGAUGCAGCGUUUGCCUCUCUACUUCAUUGUCAACGUCAUUAUUCCUUGCCUCCUCUUCUCCUUCCUAACUGGACUGGUGUUUUAUCUGCCCACAGAUUCAGGUGAGAAGAUGACCCUGAGCAUUUCUGUGCUGCUCUCUUUGACUGUGUUCCUUCUAGUCAUUGUGGAACUUAUUCCCUCAACCUCCAGCGCAGUGCCCUUGAUUGGCAAAUACAUGUUGUUCACCAUGGUGUUUGUCAUAACCUCAAUCAUAAUCACCGUCAUUGUGAUCAACACCCACCACCGCUCCCCAAGUACCCACACUAUGCCGCAGUGGGUGAGAAAGAUUUUUAUUGACACAAUUCCAAACGUUAUGUUCUUUUCAACAAUGAAACGGCCUUCCAGAAAUAAGCAAGAGAAAAGGAUUUUUACUGAAGAAAUUGAUAUUUCUGAAAUCUCUGGAAAACAAAGUCCAGCUGCUGUGAAUUUCCAGUCAUCACUCAUCAAAAAUCCAGAUGUGAAAAGUGCUAUUGAGGGCAUCAAAUACAUUGCUGAAACAAUGAAGUCAGACCAAGAAUCCAACAAUGCUGCCGAAGAAUGGAAAUUUGUUGCAAUGGUGGUUGAUCACCUUCUCCUUGGCAUCUUCAUGUUUGUUUGCAUCAUUGGAACACUGGCUGUUUUUGCUGGUCGCCUCAUUGAGUUAUACCAGCAAGGUGAAAAAAAGCAAUACCAAUAGUUUUUCCAGGGAUUGAUGUUAGGCUGACUGGUCUGCAGUUCCCCGGUUCCUUCUUCUUGCCCUUUUUGAAGAUAGGGACGACAUUAGCUCCAGUCAUCCGGCACUUCACCAGUCCUCCAUGAUUUCGCAAAGAUAAUAGACAGCGGUUCUGAGAGUUCUUCAGCCAGUUCUGUUUUGUUGCAAUAUAUUUUAAAGUCUGUUUUUAUGAUGUUUUAUAGUAUUUUUAAUGUUUUUGUUUGCCGUCCUGGGCUCCUACUGGGAGGGCGGGAUGGACGGACGGACAAACAACAAACAAACAGUGAUUUAAACUGUGAUUUAAAUCAUUAAAAUUGAGUCCUAUGGAGAAGCUAUUUAAAUCAACAGUUCACCACAAGGCUAAUGAUGGCUAUUUCCAAAAAUCACAGCAUUCAGCUGUCUUACACAAUCUCUAAAAGCCGGGCCACCAACCAAAGUUGGUAGAAGGCACUCUGUGCCGCUGAGGCUACCUGAGCCUCAAGUGACAGAGAUGGUUCUAGGAGAACCCUCAAGCUACGAACCUGCUCCUUCGGGGGAGUGGAACCCCAUCCAGGACAGGUCAGACAUCCACCAUCUGGUCAGAAGAACCACCCACUAGCAGCAUCUCAGUCUUGUCUGGAUUGAGCCUCAGUUUAUUAGCCCCCAUCCAGUCCAUUGUCGCAGCCAGACACUGGUUCAGCACAUUGACAGCCUCACCUGAAGAUGAAAAGGAGAAAUAGAGCUGUGUGUCAUCAGCAUACUGAUAGCAACGCACUCUAAAGCUCCGGAUGACCACACCCAACGGUUUCAUGUAGAUGCUGAACAGCAUGGGGGACAGAACUGACCCCUGCGGAACCCCAUACUGGAGAGUCCAGGGUGCCGAGCAAUGUUCCCCAAGCACCACCUUCUGGAGCCGACCCACCAAGUAGGAGCGGACCCACUGCCAUGCAGUCCUUCCCACUCCCAACUCAGCCAGUCUUCCCAGAAGGAUACCAUGGUUGAUGGUAUGGAAAGCCGCUGAGAGUUCAAGGAGAAUCAACAGAGUCACACUCCCCCUGUCUCUCUCCCGACAGAGGUCAUCAUACAGGGUGACCAAGGCUGUUUCCGUGCCAAAACCAGGCCUGAAACCCAACUAAAAUGGAUCCAGAUAAUUGGUCUCUUCCAAGAGUGUCUGGAGCUGGCCUGGCACCACUCGUUUAAGGACCUUGCCCAGGAAUGGAACAUUUGCUACUGGCCUAUAGUUAUUUAGAUUUUCUGGGUCCAGGGAGGGUCUCUUCAGGAGUGGUCUCACUACCGCCUCUUUCAGGCAGUCUUAAAUCAAUGACAUCCUACUCUUAAACUUGGUUUACACAGAAAUGUAAAAAAGAGUUUCUCCCUAAGCAAAUGUAAUUGGUAUUAAAGCAUUUAAAGUCUGAUCCUAUACAUGUUUACUUGGAAGUAAUUUCCCCUGACUUCAAUGGCUUUACUCCCAAAUAAGUGUGGAAAUGUCAAUUGUACUAGUUGCUGAUGUUUGAUUUGUGUCUGUCUAUGUUGGAUUUUAUAGGUGGAUUUUAUUAUGCUUGCUCGGUUUUAUUGAUUUCUGGAUUUUGAUUGAAUUAUGUUAAUUUUGUCUGUUUUACUGUAUAUGUCACCUAAAGAAUAUUUCGUAUUAGGCAAUUCACAAACUGAAUUAAUCAUAAUAAUUUAAAGCUAGCUGGGAGAUACCACCUACUGCCACUCCUUUAAGCUCAUAAGUUUCAGGAUGCUUCCUUUCCCCACGUUUAUGGAGGAGAAAAAAUGGCAUUAAAUAAAUGAGUGCCCUUAAGGAACAGAAAUUCAGUUUCCCCUGCGCAUACUUUUUGUGUGCCAAGUGCAGACACUGGGACUAACUUAUGGUGGCACAAUUAGAAUGGAUUUGGUGCUCUAGCACAACAAACCCACUUCUCUUCCUGCCCACCCCCCCCAAAACCCCUGGAUUUUUGUAGAAAGUGAUGAGAAAAUGCACCAGAAAGUGUGGGAUAACAAUUGUUUGAUGUGACAUUGUAUAAUCUCCCUGGAAACCUAUCAGAAUGAAUGCCCAAUAAACAGCCAAUUAGAUUCUAGUAAUCUAGACGCAACUUAGAUCUUCCUUUCAUUGCAAAACAUAUUUCAUUUCAGGCUACCAGCUGCAUAUUGCAGGUGUAAGUUGUCGCAGAGUGGCGAAAUUGGGCAUGGAGAGACUGAGUGAGCCUUUGAAUCUUUGCUAAAGAUUACACCUUCCCUGCAAAUUAGUCAGACAGAGACUUUAAGCUUUAAAAUAAGAAAUAACUACUUUAUUCUGGAAGUACAUACUUCAUAGGAAAGAGUUCUACAUCUAGCUAACUAGCUAAGUUGGAGAUGCAAACACUAAGCCUAGUGUUUGCCCUCAUGCUUGGAGGAGAGGGAGAGAGAAAGAGAAAAUGUCUGCUCUCCCUCUCAAGAGAAAGGAGGAGGAAGGAGGAAGGAGAUGUGGUCAACAUCCUAUGCAUAUCAGUCUAGCAGGAAGGGAGAGACAGCAGGAGAUCAUUAGCCUAGCCAUCAGGAGGUCUCUCUAGCUACCCUUUUUAACCCCAUGCAGCCUCAACCCACAAGUUGGAGUUGAACCACAUAUUCCAACACCCCUCAACAAGAACUUGGGUCACUCUACAAGGUGCAUCUUGCCUCGUAGUUUCUGGUGUCGGACUUUGCCCAACAGCUUGGUCAAUGCAUCAGCUGUCAUCUCUUCUGUUGGGCAGUAGAUCAUCUCUAGAAGUCCUUUCUCCUUUAUGUCCUUUAGGUAGUGAAACUUCACAUCAAUGUGUUCCAUGCGAGAACUUUGUGAUUCCACGAGUCUUAUGCAAGCUUGAUUGUCCUCAAGUAUUCUGAUAGGCUCUGGUUCAGAUAUGCCUAAGUCUUGUAGAAGCUUGCGUAGCCACAUCAUUUCCUUUCAUGCUUCAUCAGCUGAUACAUACUCUGCCUCUGUAGAUGAGUGUGCUACAGUCUCUUGCUUUCGACUUGCUGAGCAGAUAAGUGACUGCCGAUAGUAGAACAAGUUUCCACUGGUUGACUUGCGAUCUUUGGUGUCUCCAGCCCAGUCAGCAUCAGCAUAUCCCAGAAGCUUGGGAUCUUGAGUAGUUUAUAGCUUUAGUUUUAGGUUUGCAGUGCCUUUCAAAUAUCUUGCCACUGUCUUGACUGCUUCCCAGUCUUUCUUGGUUGGCAAGCUGGUUUUUCUGCAAAGGUAUCUCACUGCUUACGCCACGUCUGGUCUGGUCAUUGUGCUGAUGUAUAGGAGUUUUCCUAUAGCUUGUCUGUAGCUUUCAUUGUCUUCCCAUGGUUGAUUGUUCUGGUCUGGUUUCAAGUAGCCUACUUCCAUUGGUGUAGGUGCUGGAUGUGCAUCCUUCAGUCCUAGACUCUCAAGUAGGUCUUGAAUCUUUUGAUUUUGGUUCAGCAGAAAGGAUCCAUCUUCCUCUCUUUCAAUUCAACUUCACUUGACAUUUCACUUCAACUUCCUUGUUUAGAUUAUUUACUAACUCUUGCUUGUCUUGUGGAUUCUCAUAAGCCAGUAGUAAAUCAUCUACAUAAAUCAAAAUAUAAGUCCAUUUGUUGUUCUUGAAUCUGCUGUACAGGCAUUUGUCUGCUUCGCCUCUUUUAAAGCCUUCUUUCAAGAACAUUUGGUUCAGUUUGUCAUUCCAUGCUCUUGAAGCCUGUUUCAGUCCAUAGAUGCUCUUUUGUAGUUUGCAUACUAGGGUUUCCUUUCCUGGUAUUUCAAAACCUGGUGGUUGUUGCAUGUAGAUUUCCUCUUCUAUUUGUCCAUGCAAGAAUGCUGUUUUUUAUAUCCAUGUGUUCCACAUGCAUUUUCUUGUUAGCAGCAACACUCAGAAGAGUUCUGAUUGUUGUAUGUUUGACUACAGGAGCAAAAAUUUCAUAGUAGUCUUGUCCAUACUUUUGACAGUAUCCUUUGGCCACUAGUCUUGCCUUGUAUCUCUCAAUAUUUCCUUCAGCAUCUGGCUUUUUCUUGAACACCCUCUUACAACCUACAGCUUUCCUUCCUUGAGGAAGCUUGGUAAGUGUCCAAGUUUUGUUCUUGUGUAGAGCUUCCAGCUCUUCCUUGGCUGCCUGCCUCCACCUCUCAGCUUCAGCUUUGGGUAAGGCUUCAAUCUCUUUCCAUAGCUUUGACUCUGGAAGUUCAUCAGCCCUUGCCAGGCAGGACAGUCUCAGUGGAGGUACACCUCUGUUGGUGUGGUUAGAGCGUCUUAGUGCAGGAUCCUCUGCUGCCCCUUCUGGCUGUGCAGGUUCCUCUUCUUGCUCAGAUUUCUCACUGUCCUCCAGUGCUGGCAUGUUGUUGUUGUUGUUGUUGUUAUCUUUAUUUAUACCCCGCCCUUUUUCCAAACUGGAACUCAAGGCGGCUUCCAGAUAAAAACAAGUACACAUCAUUAAGAACCUAUAAAAAUAUUAAACAUAUAAACAUAUAAAAUCAGCAUUAAAACAGGAUUAAACUAUUAAGAUGUUAAAACCAAUUACUCUUAAAAUACUGCAACCCAGUUUAGGAGCAUACAGGCAAAACAAUAAUUUACAGCAUCCUCUUCAGUCACUACCCUUAAAACCUUCAGUUCCAAAGGCCUGCCGGAAGAAAAAAGUCUUUAGCUGUCGGCAGAAAGACUGCACAGAGGAGGCCAUUCUUGCCUCCCUAGGGAGGGAGUUCCAGAGCCUAGGGGCAGCCACCGAAAAGGCCCUAUCUCGUGUCCCCACCAGUUGCACUUGUGAAGGUGUUGGGAUCGUGAGAAGGGUCUCUCCUGAAGAUCUCAGGGCCCGGGCAGGUUCAUAUAGGGAGAUACGGUCUGACCUAAGCCGUAUAGGGCUUUAUUGGUCAUAACCAGCACUUUGAAUUGUGUCUGGAAACAGACUGGCAGCCAGUGGAGCUGUUGCAGCAGGGGAGUUGUAUAGUCCCUGUAACCAGCCCCAGUUAACAUUCUGGCUGCAGCUCGUUGCACCUGCUGAAGUUUCUGAACAGUCUUCAAAGGCAGCCCCACGUAGAGCGCGUUACAGUAGUCUAAGUGGGAUGUAACUAAGGCAUGUGUCACCAUAGCCAGACACAUGUUGCUGUAAUCUGUAGUACAGUAUGGUAUUUCAACGUUAUCUUCUUCACUGUUGUGGUCUUGGGAUGGUGCCCCUUCUGGUUGAAAUGCACUUUGACCUUCAUCAACGUAGACAGCUCUUUAGAUUUCAAUCCUUUCUGUUUGGGGAUUUAGGAUUUUGUAUCCUUUUUGUUUUUCAGAAUAUCCGACAAAGAUUCCUUCUUUUGUACUGUUGUCCAAUUUGGUUCUCUUCUGUUGUGGUAUGUGACUAUACACUUUUGAUCCAAACACCUUUAGAUGAGCCAAACUGGGUAUGCGUCCAUGCCAUAAUUUGAAUGGAGCCUUGUUGCCAUUUGCUUUUGUUGGCAAACAAUUCUGUAGAUAGGAGGCAGUAUACACUGCCUCUCCCCAAUGUUUCUGUGGGAGAUUGGCAUCAUCUAGCAUUGAUCUCACCAUCUCAAUAAGGGUUCAGAAUUUUCUCUCUGAGAUGCCAUUUUGUUCCGGGUUGUGAGGUACAGUGGUCUGAUGCUCAAUCUCAUGUUCAUGCAGAAACUGCUGGGUAGCAUGAUACAUGUAUUCCCCUCCAUUGUCAGAAUGUAGAAUUUGUGGCUUUCCCUGGAGUUUAGUGGUCACCAUUGCAAUAUACUCUUUGAGUUUCUGAAGCAUUUGCCCCUUCUCUUUCAGUAUAUAGAUUACAGUGAAUCUUGAAUAGUCAUCAAUAAAACUAACAAUAUAUCUAUUUCCACCAUUUGAAGGAAUUGGCAUUUCACAUAUGUCACUGUGAAUCAACUCUAGGGGGCACUUAGUCUUCCUUUCACUCUGCUUAGGAAAACUUGGUCUUGUCCCUUUAGCUUUAACACAGCGUGUACGUCUUCCCUUUUCUUGGCAGGGUUCAAUUUCCAUGCCUUUUACUAAAUUAUUCUUUUGAAUGUUUCUGUGUCCAAGCCUUCUAUGCCAUAAAUGCAAACAUGGCUUGUUACAGCAGUCCUUCACAAUAUUAGCCUCUGGACUUUGCUGAUUAAUUUCAUACAUUCCUUUUCUCUUAGUAGCUGUGCAUAUAAUUACACCACCUCAAGAAAUCGCACAGGAAUUUUGUUCAAAUAGCACUGAACAUCCUUUAUUGGUUUCCUCACUGACAGAGAUCAAAUUAUUAGAAAUUCCUGGAGUCCAGAGUGCAUUUUAAGGUAAAUCUCCUUGGUACCACUUGGUGUCUGGCAAACCAGCUUUGCAUUCCCUUCCCCUUUUAUGGGCACUUCUCGUGAGUCAGCAACUUUAACUGAGCCUCCACGUGGGGUUAGACUUUCAAAUAGGGUUUUUUCAUUUAACAUAUGAGCAGUUGCUCCACUGUCCACAUAGACUUUACUAUUAUUAUUUCAUUUUUCAACAUGAGUAACUUGUAAACUGUUGAAAUCUUUCUUGUCUGUCUUUUUAAAUCCUUUAUUUUGUCCUUCAGACUUCCUUUUCUUGUUGCACUGAUCAACAGCCCUUGCUUUAAUACCUUUUGACUGCUUCUUUUGUUCUUCAAAUCUGCAUAUGACUGGCAUUUGGCCAGAAGUCUGUUUGCUAAGGAACACUGUCCUUCCCUGCAGCAUCUCUUUCGUUUUGCUGAAAGAAUUGCUCUCUGACUUCUGAUAUAAUUUCAUUCAGAGUCUUUUGCUGUUGUUACAAUAUGAGGCAGAAAGCAUUCAUUGAUUUUGGCAGGGAAUCUAGAAACAGAGCAAUUUUAGUUGGCUCAUCCAGCUUAGUGCUGCAUUCUUCGAUUCCCUGAUUCAACACCAUAAACUUAGUGAGGUGUUCUUCUAAUGAGUCAUCUUUCAUUUGCAAGUUAAUAAGACUACGUAACAUUGAAAUUAAAUGGUCUUGACUUUUUGGCUGGUGAUUUGACUCCAGUGCAAUCCACAUUUCUCUGGCAUUCUUACAGUUAAUGAACAAAGGGCUUUGCGAGUUACUUACGCACUUCACUAUGAGAUCUUGAGAUCUUUCAUUUUUCUUGGUCCAAACUCUCCUUGUUUCCUCCAAGGGUUCUUGUGGUCCCAGUUCUGGGCCUUUGAUCACUUCCAUUAGCUUCUGCUGCUUUAAGUGACAUCCCAUCCGAAAUGACCACAGCUUCCAGUUUCCAGGUGAGAGUUUAUCAAUGCUCAGCCAUUCUUUGAUGGUAGCCAUUCUUGAGAAAAAGGCUUAACUCUUUACUGACUAAACUCCGAAGGUCUUUGCUAGCUUCCUUGAUUCGCAACAGAAAAAGCUCUUUUAAUUACUCAGAUCUCCUUUGCAUGGCUGGGCCUAUAACCUGUCGCAGAGUGGCAAAAUUGGGAAUGGAGAGACUGAGUGAGCCUUUAUGUGUUUGAAUCUUUGCUAAAGAUUACACCUUCCCUGCAAAUUAGUCAGACAGAGACUUUAAGCUUUAAAGUAAGAAAUAACUAUUCUGGAAGUACAUACAGUAGGGCCCUGCUUUACAGCGCUUCGCUUUACAGCGAUUUGCUAAUACAGCGGUCUCAAUUAGACGCAAUUAGACUAAAGCUCCACUCAUACGCGCUUGUUCCGCUUUUACGGCAGUUUUCAGGCAUCGCGUGCCAUUCUAUUCAAUGAGUUCUGCUUUACAGCAGUUUUCACUUUAUAGCGGGAGUCUGGAACGUAACCCGCCGUAUGAGUGGGGUCCUACUGUACUUGAUAGGAAAGAGUUCUACAUCUAGCUAACUAGCUAAGCUGGAGAUGCAGACACUAAGCUUAGUGUUUGCCCUCAUGCUUGGAGGAGAGGGAGAGACAAAGAGAGUAUGUCUGCUCUCACUCUCAAGAGAAAGAAGAAGAAGAAGGAAGGAGAUGUGGUCAACAUCCUAUGCAUAUCAGUCUAGCAGGAAGGGAGAGACAGCAGGAGAUCAAAGGAUAGGUAUUAGUCUAGCCAUCAGGAGGUCUCUCUAGCUACCCUUUUUAACCCCAUGCAGCCUCAACCCACAAGUUGGAGUUGAACCACGUAUUCCAACAUAAGUUUCAUGCACAGAAUGCCUAAGGAAAAUGAGGCCAUCAGUGACAGGUUCUGCCUUGCCAGAGCAGCAAAGCCUUUUCUUAAUGAACAGCCUGACUCUGGCAACUUGCAGAGCAAGAGUGUUAACAUCCACUUCCUCAGUGCCCUCUCAGCCGUUUCAAUACCUGCAGAAAUAAUAGCUGGGAGGUCCUAGAAUUUGAAUUUAUUUAAAUUUUUGUGGAAGUGAAGCUUGCAGCUGUGGCAGACAGUUGGGGUGGAGGACUCAAGAGCUCAGGCAAAGUGAGUUGAAUGGUGUGGUGGGAAGGGUGGAAGUGGCAUUGAUGCAGUCCUAGUGGAGUCAAUAGCUAAUUGGGCCCUUUCAGGCUAUCACUGUUUUGGGUGGGAUUCAAUCACAUACCAGCAAAUUCAGAUUGCACAAUGAAAGCUGAUCUGGAGCCUAUGGCCAACUACUCUCUUCUUUUUUUCCUAAGGGGGUAGAUAUCUUAAGCUGUGGAUUAAGAAAUGUACAAGAUCCAGAACUGUCCAUUUGCAGGACAGCAAACAGUUGAAACAAAAGGGAGCAAACAGCCCAUGAAAAAAAGGGAUUCCUCCAUUCACCCUGAAUAGCCAGGUUUCCUAUUCAGAUGGAGGAACCAUACAGAUGUACAUAGGAGUAUGUAUACAGGGAUAGCCUGACUAGCCAUGGUCAUUCAUGCAUAGAUAGCCUCAAGACUUAAUUAUUGCAAUGUUGGGCUACCGUAGGCCUGGUCUGGAAGCUCCAGCUGGUGCAAAUUGCUGCAGCUAGACAAUUGGAGGGGACAGACAACUCUCCACACAUAACUCUGGUGUUUACAAGUUUGCACUGGCUGCCCAUAUGCUACCAGGCCAGAUUCAAGGUACUUCUGUUAAUUGUCCCCUGUGGCUCAGACAUGUCACCACUAGGAGCCAUGCAUUCAUUAUUGUCGGUCCAAUUCUGUGAAACUCCCUCCCAGCUGAGAUCAGACAGGUCCCUUUCUUGCUGAACUUCCAGCACUUGGUGUAGACUUUUUAAUCUCAACAGGCAUUUUAAUUCCCCCCCUGAUUUCUGUAGUUAAUUUUAACUGAUUUUAAGCUGUAUCCCCCUAUUGUACACCACUUAGAAACUGUGAUAUUAAGCAGUAUAAAAAUAAUUACAAAUAAAUGUUUGCAUGUAGCCCUCCUUUCAAACUAACAUCAAAUGUGGGGGUGCCAAGAACUAAGAAUGGAAGGCUCUGACAAUUUCAGUUAUCACAGUUUAUUUUUUUCAAUCUUAAUUUCAAUUUUCCACAUUUUGCAGCUAUUUAUGAUUUUUUUAAAAAAUAAUCCUCAUGAAUAUUCUUCAGUAUUUUAGUGCAGAGUUCUCCUGAGAAGCACAUUUUUGUAUGCAGUUUUGACUCAUGUACAUAUUUUUGCAAGUAAUUUCUCCUAAUUAUGCAUUUUUGUACGUUAUUUUCACAAAAAUAUUCAUUUUUAUUAGAGCUUUCCUGCCCUGCUUGAUUGAGUUCUAUCAUUUCCCUUGCUUAGUGCACAUCUAUUCUUUUAAAAUCUGGGAAGAUAAAGGUGAAUUUUAUUUUGUCUUUUUAAGAUAUUUAAUCCCAGAGAAAUAGAAAUUAUAUUUUAAUUUCUGCCUUGAAGUGAACCAAACCAAAACAAAUUCUAGCUCAGUUUUUCAGACUUUCCUGCUCAGAAAUCAAACCUUUCCAAAUGUUCAUUCUACCUUAGGAUCUCUGGCUUAAUUAGGUCACAUACUGUGGGAUCCACAUUUAAAACAUUUCCUGUUGUCCUCAUUCUGUUGUUAGUACAGAAUUUUCAAAGUGUUCCACUGUUCUCUUCACUUUAAAUUUAUAUUUGCCCUCUUUGCUGUGGUUUCCUCUCUCCCAGAGGCAUUCUGAGUCUCAUGCUGACGCUGACUAAGCAGUUCCUGUUUCCACACUUGCAAGAAGAAGUUGCAGUAAGAAGCUAAGGCUAAAAGACGUAGGGGUUAGGAUAACAGCCUGAUAUUUACGGCAACUGAAUCCAACAACCUAGCAUUCUGGAGUGCUUGAAAUCCAUCCUGGUCCUGUGCUCCAUUUAAACCAUGCCACGAAAAGCAACAUUCGCAGUAGAAUACCACUCAUGUGCACAACGAUGAAAUUAAUCACUAAUAUGAUUUGUUUGCCUUGCUGGUGGCUUGCAAUGAUUGAUCUUUGCCACAGUUACUCAUCUUCCACAUCAAGGUCGCACAUUUUAGUGUAUUCAUUCAAAAAUAAACAAAUUUCUAAAUAAACAAAUUUCUGGUAUACGCAAGAGUUGUGUUAUCAAUAUGUGGAAUAACAUGGUGUCUGAGUGGAACCCAACCAUUCUCAUGACCUUGUUAUCUAAACCUCUUUUAGAAACAAAGCUGUUCAUCAAUUGCCCCAGAUUUGAAUCAUCUGGCCCUUUAAAACUUGAGCAACAUAAUUUGAAUAUGCAGGGCUUUUGAUUAUGCAAAUGUUUUGUUGUUAAGUGCCUUCAAGUCGAUUACGACUUAUGGCGACUAUGAACCAGCAGCCUCCAAUAGCAUCUGUUGUAAACCACCCUGUUCAGAUCUUGUAAAUUCAGGUCUGUGGCUUCCUUUAUGGAAUCAAUCCAUCUCUUGUUUGGCCUUCCUCUUUUUCUACUCCCUUCUGUUUUUCCCAGCAUUAUGGUCUUUUCUAGUGAAUCAGGUCUCAUUAUGUGUCCAAAGUAGGAUAACCUCAGUUUCAUAAUUUUAGCUUCUAGUGAUAGUUCUGGUUUAAUUUGUUCCAAACCCAAUUAUUUGUCUUUUUCGCAGUCCAUGGUAUGCAAAAACCUUUCCUCCAACACUACAUUUCAAAUGAGUUGAUUUUUCUCUUAUCUGCCUUUUUCACUGUCCAACUUUCACAUCCAUACAUAGAGAUCGGGAAAAACCAUGGUCUGAAUGAUCCUGACUUUAGUGUUCAGUGAUACAUCUUUGCAUUCAAGGACUUUUUCUAGUUCUCUCAUAGCUGCUCUCCCCAGUCCUAGCCUUCUUCUAAUUUCUUGACUAUUGUCUCCAUUUUGGUUAAGGACUGUGCCAAGGUAUUGAUCCUUGACAAGUUCAAUGGCCUCAUUGUCAGCUUUAAAAUUCCAUAAAUCUUCUGUUUUGCCAAUUGGCUGAGCCUAGAUCCCAUGGAUAUCACUGAGACAAAUUAGACAUUAAUUUAGGGCCCAUUGAUUUCAAUGAGACCUAAAGACAACUAACUCAGCAUGGAUCCAAAUCAUUAUUUCACUUAUUUCACUGCUACUUAACAUUUAUGUAAAUGUGCAUAGAACUGCAGCCAUUAAAGGACUUUUUUUUUGGCUGAAGAACUGAAUACAAAUUAAAUUGAAUUAGGUGGACUAGUUGCUUGACUUGCAAUAAAUCAGCUUAACAUGCAAUCCUAAAUUGGUGGAGAUUCAUCUGCCACUUCCAAAACUGUGUUGUUUCAUGCCAGCCAGGGUGGGAGUUGAGGGGGGAUGUUUCUCUUUGUUUUUGCCUCAGCAAAUCUGUAAAAAUCUCCCAUGAUUGAAACCACAGGGAGUUGGGAGGUCCACUACACCUGCUCCAAGCUAGAAUGGCUGAUGAGUCUGAUCCUUGGGCUUCUUGGAGAAAUGAAGGAGCUUUGGAUUCAGCUGCUUCAUGGCUACCUGCACCCCCACCUCAACCUACAGAAUGCUGGCUAUUGGUGGUGUCAGAUCUACACCCAGAUAGCUCUUCUCCACUGGCACAGAGGCAUCUCUGCCACAUCGUAACUCCUCCCAUUCAGUAGACCUGAGGGUUAGGAUUACUCUGUUAGUCUAGAUCAGCCUUUUCCAAAGGCUGUUGCUGGACUACAACUCCCAUCAGCCCCAGCCAGCAUGGCCAAUGGUCAGGAAUGAUGGGAACUGUAGUCCAGCAACAUCUGAGGACCCAAAGGUUGGGAAAGCCUGGUCUAGAUCCAAUCAAACACCUGGCUACAAUGUUAUUAUUGUAGAAAAGGGAAUUUAAGCAGGUGCAGCUCUAAAAAAGCCCACAUUCAUUGUUUGAAAAAUAUGCAAAAAAAAAAUUGCAUAGAUAUUAACCAACAAAAAAGCUUCCACUAUUUGCACUACUGAAUGACAAGUUACACUGGCCAAAAUUUCCUCUUCAAAGUUAGCAGAAGUACAGGAGCUUUAUCUCCCUCUGCUUUGGUUCCCUUAAAAGUGGUCCUCAAACAGGGUGUGUGUGUUGCCACCAAGUACAUUGCUCAAACCUCGCGGAUGUACAUUACACAAGCUCUCAAGAUACCAGCAGAGUGUCGGAAACAAUGCAGCACAGUAAGACAAAAGCCUCUUGUUCACAGCUAUUGUCAAAGGAAAUUUCUAGCUCUGUAAAGCCAAUAAAACCUUUUAUUUUUCCUGUACAGUAGGGCCCCGCUUUACAGCGAUUUGCUAAUCGCAAAUUAGACACAAUUAGACUAAAGCCCCACUCAUACGACGCUUGUUCUGCUUUUACAGUGGUUUUCAGGCAUCACACGCCAUUCUAUUCAAUGGGUUCUGCUUCACAGCGGUUCUGGAACGUAACCCGCCGUAUGAGUGGGGCCCUACUGUACUUCAAAAGUAAGGUUUUAUUCCAACAUUUAGGCUGUUUUUUUCCAGUUUAGAACAACUCAAGCUUCUGCGUGGGCAAUCAUCAGGCUACUCACCCCAUCAUACUCUUAAGAAGUAUAUCAAGGUUUACAGCAUGGUUUAGAAGCAUGCAGCCUGGUACUCCAAUCCUAAACACUUGUGCCACAAUGCGUAUUUAACUUCCCUACAAUGCAAUGUCCUGUUUUGUGGCAUUAAGCCUGAGAAGGUGGUAAGCUAGCCCCAUCCUGAGAACAUGUGCAACAGCACAACAAGUCUUUAUUUCCAAAGCCUUUCCUUAAAAAAAAAAAAGUUUUAGAGCAAAAACUAAAACAGAACAAACAUGGAGAAGAGAGAGGGAACACCCUGAAAGUUGUAAAAACUGCCUAUUAAUGCUAUUUUUAUGUGAAUCAAGUUAAGAUGCUUGCAGGCAUCGUUUGGAAAAGUAAUUGACCUUUCCGCACCUCUGCACAUCCUGCAACUUGAGAGAAUCAAACUGGCAACAGCAUCUCUUUCCUACAGGUAUACAUAUAAUCCAAACCAUAGCCAUAUUUAUAUAACAAUUUCCCCACAAAUAUGCAGGCUCUGAUCUGGUGGAGGCUCUCUAUUUUCUCCAUUUCCCCCCUUCCCUCUGCAGCAGCACCCAACACAGUUCCAGAGGGUCACCCAAGCUUCUGGGACAGAUCUGGCAGAGCACAGCGGGAAAGGAGAAAAAGACAAAAA